This is a messenger RNA of Aspergillus brunneoviolaceus CBS 621.78, 520 nucleotides long. RefSeq names its product protein transporter TIM9 (gene tim9). Lineage: Eukaryota; Fungi; Ascomycota; Eurotiomycetes; Eurotiales; Aspergillaceae. The coding region runs from base 214 to 408 and encodes 64 amino acids. The transcript has 2 exons. The record is from RefSeq and is a predicted model, not a curated record.
CUGAACACUUCUACCAUUCACCCCAACUUAAUAUCACCAUGGAAGGGUACGUGUCAAGACAUGCAUCUGCGACUAUCUUAUCCCAAGGCUGUUUCCGAUUCGAUUCCCCUCGCAGUUUGCCCUGUGACCGUGCCAAGCUCUACCACCGCCUACGAUAAACUUAUCCCUAGCUACCGCUUUCCACCCAGUUACUGACCCUGCCGGUCCUUCCAGAUGUACUCCAAGCUCGUGCAGAAGUGCUUCGACGACUGCGUCAACGACUUCACCACCAAGUCCCUGAUCAACCGUGAGGAGAGCUGCGUGAUGCGCUGUGUUGACAAGUACAUGAAGGGUUCGGCCCGGUUGAACGAGCGGUUCCAGGAGCAGAACGCGGCCAUGAUGCAGCAGGGCCAGAUGCCGGGUCGGUAAACUGGUGCUUUGUACGAUCUUGUCUUGCUGGGUAGUUCUUGCAUUCGGUUUGGCGAACUGUGUAUAAAAUCUUUAGAAUUCAACGACGAGCUCCUGGUUUCGGAAGAUAUAU